GCUGACCCCCCCUCUUUUCCCACCCCUCAGGAGAGGGUGGCCGAGCUUUCGGGGGUCCCCCCCGAGGACCAAGUGCUGCUCCACGCUGGGACCCCCCUGGACGAUGAGGCCGUGCUGGGGCAGAGCCCCCUCCCCGAAUUCGCCACCCUGGACCUCUCCACGCGCCUGCUGGGCGGGAAAGUCCACGGCUCCCUCGCCCGUGCCGGUAAAGUGAGGGGCCAGACCCCCAAGGUGGCCAAGCAGGAGAAGAAGAAGAAGAAGACGGGGCGUGCCAAGCGGCGCAUGCAGUACAACCGGCGCUUCGUCAACGUCGUGCCCACCUUCGGCAAGAAGAAGGGUCCCAACGCCAACUCCUAAACCCCAAUAAAGGAAUUUGGGCUCAGUUCCCAGCA
Messenger RNA from Hirundo rustica (Barn swallow), 392 nucleotides. Its product is annotated as small ribosomal subunit protein eS30. Gene Ontology annotation, cellular component: ribosome; cytosolic small ribosomal subunit. Gene Ontology annotation, molecular function: structural constituent of ribosome; protein binding. Gene Ontology annotation, biological process: translation. The annotation marks the transcript as partial. The transcript has 3 exons. The record is from RefSeq and is a predicted model, not a curated record. NCBI's taxonomy places the organism in Eukaryota, Metazoa, Chordata, Aves, Passeriformes, Hirundinidae.